AUGUUAUCAAAAAAAAAUGAUAAAACAAAUAAAGGAUCAAUUUUUUCUGGAAAAGAAAAACGAAAUAUAAUAAUUUAUAUAAUUGGUAUUGUUAUUUAUAAAUUUGGUUUAGAAGCAUUUAAUGGAUCUAUAAUGGCGCUUGCUACAAAUCGUUAUGAUCAAGAUGCAUUAAAAAAUCGAAUAGCUCCACAUACAUUUGAACGAGUUGGAUUACUUUUUGGUUUAAAUCAAGCAUCACAAUGUAUUGGUUCUUCUCUUAUUGCUCCUCUUAUUAAACAUUAUCCUUCUCGAACAAUAUUAUCAAUAGGAAUUUUUUUUUUUGGAUUAUUUACUGCUAUUUUAAUUAUUCUUGAUGCUGCUACUGGUGGAUAUAUAAAACCAAAAAAUUUUAAUUUAACUAAUAAAAAUGAUUUUAGUUAUUAUGGUCAAUAUAAAACAGAUUGGAUAAUACUUAUUUUUUCUAUAACUGGUAUUGCUUAUGGUUUAGUUGAAUCAAUUCAUCGAGUUAUUCCAAGAGAUUUAGUUGGUUAUAAUAUUCAAAAAUUACAAAGAUUUGAUGCAUUAGUUCAUAUUUUUUAUGCUACAUCUGGUGCUUUUGGAGCUUUUAUUACUGGUCUUAUUUUAAUUCCAAAUCUUGGAAAUAAUCAAUCUUUUAUAAUUACACCUAUUUUAUUUACUGCAUCAGGAAUGAUAUGGUUAUUUAUGAGUUCAUUUAAAACAAAAAAAAAAAGCAAAGAAAAAGAUAAAGAAAUCUCAAAUAGUAAAAAAGUUAAAUCAAAUUAUUUGAAAAUAAUUAUUAAAAAUUUAAUAGGUUUUGUAAAAUCUAUUUAUAUUGGUGGAAAAAUAAUAUUUACAAAUCGAAAAUAUAUUUGGUUAUUUAGUUGUUAUUCAUUAACACUUUAUGCACAUAGAUAUCUUGAAGAUGGUAUUGCUCCACAAGUUGCUAGACGAUAUUUAGGCAAUUCUGAUUGGUCAGAAAUUAUUAUUGGUGGAUCAAAUUUUGGUGAAUUACUUGGUGCUUUUUUUGUUUUAUUUUUAUCUAAUUCAAUUCAAAAUCCAUUACCUUGGUUAAGAUUAAGUUCAUUAACAUUAAUUAUUAUUUGGUAUAUACCAUAUUUUUAUCCUCCUAUAAAUAAUAUAAAAUAUCCAUGGAUUAUUGCUUUAACAUUUAUUCCAAUAUCAUUUGGAUGGUCUGCUUCUGAUGUAACACUUAUUGCUUAUAUACAAUCAUCUAUGACAUCUCUUGAAUCAACAUAUCAAGAUAUAUCAGUUUUAGGAGCUGUUAUGGCUUUUUUAUAUUCAUCUUAUAUUAUUAUUUAUGCUAUUGCAAAUCCAUUUCUUGGAAAAUAUAUUGAUAAUAUUUAUAAAUCUCAUGGAACAAUAAGACCAGCAUUGAUUUAUACUGUUGGUGUUCAAUUUACUGUAAUUAUGAUUAUUGUUUUACUAUCGACUUUUAUUCCACCAGGUGCUUUUUCAUUCAAUCCUAAAAUUGAUUAUCAACAAGAAGAUUCAUCUGAAGAAGCUGAUGAUUCACAUACAUUUAUCGAUAAUAAUCAUCAAUCAAUUGAAUCUAUCAAACGUUGA
This is a messenger RNA of Rotaria sordida, 1584 nucleotides long. The record is from the annotation of a GenBank genome assembly. NCBI's taxonomy places the organism in Eukaryota, Metazoa, Rotifera, Eurotatoria, Philodinida, Philodinidae.